Molecule: messenger RNA, 1330 nt
Organism: Bactrocera oleae (olive fruit fly)
Lineage: Eukaryota; Metazoa; Arthropoda; Insecta; Diptera; Tephritidae
Source: RefSeq, a predicted model, not a curated record
AAUUUUAACAAAUGAUCCAAAUUUCAAUUACACCGACAUCGACCAUAAAGUAAAGGACUUCUUUGGGUCCUGUGUGAAUUUAGUUCAGAAAAAAGAACCCCUUAAACAAGACUUAAUUCGGACUAUCGCCCAGUUUGGUGAAAUGCCUGCGCUCAGCGGGGCUAAAUGGAGUGCGGAUAAAUUCGACUGGGUGGAGACAAUUGCGAAAAUUGCUCACAAAUAUGGCAAGAACAUCAUCAUAGGCAUGGAUAUAAUGGCUGAUUUUAAAGCCAAUAGUGUCAAUAAAAUUUACAUUGGUCGGGGGGAACUGCCCUUAGAAAGUCGUGUUAUGUAUUUGGAUAAUUCAACAGCUGUGUAUAGAGAUAGUUACAGAAGCGAAAUUCGCAAAGAGCUUGAAAAUUUUUUGGGAAUGGAUACACAUUUGGCUACGAAGACUGCAAAUGAAAUUGUGGAUUUCGAGUUGAAUUUAGCACAAGGUUUAAUUGACGACACACUCGGUCCGAAUCUAGAUGAGUUAUUCAAACUCACAAUAAUAGUUCACGAAAUAGUUCUAGACAAAGUGUAUGAGUUUGCUGAAUCAUAUCAGAAAAACUUGUUGAAAAUUAUUCCCUUGACACCAAAAGCAACACUAGCUAAUUAUAUUUUCUAUACAUUUCUCACCGAUUAUAUGCUAGAUAUCGAUAAUUUAACAAAGAGGCAGCAAAAGAAAGCCUGCAUUGAGAAGACCAAGUCAUAUUUUGCUAAGAAUGUGGAUAAUAUGGUCUAUCGUAGAUAUAGUACCGAUAAACCUAAACGUGAUGUCGAGUAUAUGUUCUAUAAGCUAAAGCAAACAUUCAAAAAUAAGUUACUUUCAGAUGACCUCAACUGGAUAUCAGAACCGACCCGUCAUUAUGCACUUGAAAAACUCGAUGCCCUUCGAAUGGAAAUCAAUUCAUACUCAGAUCAUGAUUUUACCGAAGAAUUUGGUUCAUUGGUUACCAAUAAAGACGAUUAUCUAGCAAAUGUGUUUGCUUUAUUAGAGUUAAAUACUAUAAGAUUUAUCGCAAAAUUACACGAAGAGCCAAGACCCAUAGAAGCUGGCGAAAUACUAUCCUACACGCUUACUAAUAUCCUCAUUGAAAAUGUCAUCAAAGUACCGGUAUCGAUUUUGCAGCUAUUCUACAUUAUGUUUGAAUACUACCCAACAGCACUAAAAUUCGGUACUUUAGGCGCAAUGACAGGGCACGACAUUAUGCAUACGUUCUACGACGCCGGACACCGCUUCGACAAGGAUGGCAAUAGUCGCGACUGGUGGAACGAGAGAUCCACGUAUAUUGUAAACUCGCUUUAA